This is a messenger RNA of Acanthochromis polyacanthus (spiny chromis), 4127 nucleotides long. RefSeq lists its product as uncharacterized. The coding region runs from base 602 to 3196 and encodes 864 amino acids. The transcript has 6 exons. The record is from RefSeq and is a predicted model, not a curated record. Lineage: Eukaryota; Metazoa; Chordata; Actinopteri; Pomacentridae.
UUUUACUUUGACUCAAGUAAAAUUCUCAUGGGAGACUUUGUACUUUGACUCGAGUACUUUUAUACUUCGGUAUGUACUUCCACUCAAGUAGAUUUUUUCAGUACUUUAUACAACACUGAUCGAUUCUCAAUGAUCAAAUGUUGACCUAAUGACUAAAUAGAGUCCUCCAAAUUUACUCUCAGUUGUGCAAUGAUGGUCCUUAAGGUCUUUCAUUGAAACCAAUGGAAACUAAUGCAAAAACUAAAACACUAUGGUGCUGCUAAACCUACAGCUGUACAAGGGAAGGGAAGGGAGCAGCCCAGAGGUCCAGGAUGACUCUGGAUGAACUACAGAGAUCCACAGCUCAGGAGGAGGAAUCUGUGCAUCGGUCAACUUUUAGUCAUCACUGCCCAAAUCUAACUUUUAUGAUAGAGAGGUGAAAAGUUCUAUUUUGUGUAAUUUGAGCAAAGCAGCUUCUCUUACAUCAUUUGUCCUGUCCCAUAUGUGACCUCUGGAAAAUGUUGUUGUAUUUUUUUACUCAAGGUCUUUGUUUUUGAUAUAUAACCUGCACAUUUGACUAAUGGGGUAAUAACUUUCUCACACUGUAUUUCUUCCUUUAAGGAUGCCUAAACGAAAGUACAAACUGUACUUGGAGCCUGACAACAAAGUACAGGUGCCUGAAAGAGCAAAAAAAAAGCCAAAUCCUGUCCAAAAUGAAGAGUCCAUCGCUGGAGAGGACGGCCAGGCCCCGAUGACAGACAGCGAUGAUGAUGUUCCUGUCCAAAAUGAAGAGUCCAUCGCUGGAGAGGACGGCCAGGCCCCGAUGACAGACAGCGAUGAUGAUGUUCCUGUCCAAAAUGAAGAGUCCAUCGCUGGAGAGGACGGCCAGGCCCCGAUGACAGACAGCGAUGAUGAUGUUCCUGACUCUCUUCCUGAAGAUAACCACACAUCGUCUUUUAACAGUGAGGAUGAAUCGUUACUGGAUACCUUCUCUGAGGCUUCUGUGGAUACUGACCCCUUCAGGCCAAGAAUACGUGAUCAAGACAUGGACACUGUCAUUUCACCAGCUGGGACAACAAAAGCAGAGGCAUUGCUCAUGGUGAUGAGCCAUGCUGCAAAACACAACAUCACUGGAACUCAACUUGAGGAUUUGCUGACACUCAUAAAUACACUAUUUGGAAAGGAAAUUUUGCCAAGAUCAAAAUACUUGUUCAACAAAUGUUUUAAAAAUAAUUCAGAUUUGGUUAAUUUCCACUACUAUUGCAAGUCCUGCAAGAUAUAUCUGGGUAUGCAAAAAGACAUACAUGGUGUAUUGUUAUGCCCCAACUGUGAAUCGCCAAUUGAAAUUAGUACACUCAACAAUGCAAGUUUUUUUAUUGAUAUUCCAAUCGCCCCUCAAAUCAGAACUCAACUUGAAAGUCCUGAAAUUCAAAUGAACCUAAAUUACAGACAUGAAAGGUCACAAGAACAUGAGGUUAUUGCAGACAUUUAUGAUGGUGAAAUGUACAAAAAAAUGUCAAAACCUCACAGAAUUUUGUCAAAUCCAAACAAUUUCUCUUUUAAUUUUAACUCGGAUGGGAGCCCUGUUUUCAAAUCUUCAAAAUUUUCAAUUUGGCCUAUCCAGUUACAUCUCAAUGAGCUGCCUCCCAAAAUACGGUUUAAAAAUGUUAUUCUUGCAGGCCUCUGGUUUGGUGCCCAUGAGCCAGUCAUGCCCAUUUUUCUCAAACCCUUUGUUGAACAGGCAAAUACAUUAGCCAGUACGGGAGUGGUUUGGGAUAAAAAUGGUGACCGUCAAAACAGCAAAGUGAUUGGAUUGUGUUGUUGUGUCGACUCUAAGGCAAGACCUGCCAUGCAAAACACAACUCAGUUUAAUGGAUAUUUUGGAUGUGGUUUUUGCUUACACCCAGGCACAUUAGUGGAGAAGCAGGUGAAGUACACAGUAACUGCCGAAUACCCUGAACGAGAGAGCAAAGACAUGUUGGCUGACAUGGAAAUGGCUGUUGAACAACACAAAAGUGUCAGGGGAGUGAAGGGUCCGUCACCUCUCAUCAACAUGCCGUACUUUGAUAUCGUAUGGGGUUUUAUCCCUGACUACAUGCAUGCAGUGUUGCUUGGUGUUGUUCGACAGCUUACUGAGCUCUUUUUGCACUCCUCCAAUCAACCUUAUUACAAUGGAAGCCCUACUACUAUGCAGGUACUCAACAAAAGAAUGAGCUGCAUAAAACCCCCUCACCUGAUAACACGACUGCCCAGACCUCUUUCAGAGUGCAGGCAUUGGAAAGCAUCAGAGUGGCGUGCUUGGCUACUCUUUUAUUGCCUGCCAGUGCUGAAUGGUGUGCUUCAACAACGCUACUUUAGACACCUAAGCCUCCUUGUUUCAAGUGUUUUCAUUCUCUUGAAGGAACAAAUCACAUUUGAUGAAAUCAACAAAGCCGAUGAAAUGCUCUUUGAGUUUGUUGCAAGGGUACAGUUAAUUUAUGGUGAAGCACAGAUGACCUCAAACGUCCAUCUUUUAACUCAUCUUUGCAAAUCUGUGAAAUUAUGGGGACCCCUCUGGGCGCACUCUGCAUUUGUCUUCGAAAACGCCAAUGGAUGCCUUUUAAAACUUGUGCAUGGCACAAAAUCAAUUGCCAUGCAGGUAGCCACUAAGUUUCUUCUUUUCAAGUCGAUACCGAUUCUCACUACACACUUUGCAGUCAGUGACAAUGUGAAGAAGUUUUGCCUUGUAGAUGGAAGGCUUAAAGGUGCAAAAAGCUAUCCAGAUUGCACAGUGCUAGAUAACGGCAGAGUGAUGAAAACAACAGAGGAGGAGAAGACUGCAUUUUCUGCUGCACAGAGAGAGCCACCACAGGAGCUUGAUAUACAUAAGAGAAUGGUGCAUCGAGGACUGGUUUUCACCAGUGCAAACUACAGUAGAAGUAAGAGGCGGAAAGACUGUUAUGUCAAGUUGACUAAUGGUACAUACGGUGAGAUACAGAGUAUAGUGUCUACAGAUGUGGUCCCUGAAGUAUAUGUUUUGUUGAAGAAACUUGACACAGGGGCUGUCUUUUCAUUAUGGCAAGACUAUGGAUUUGUGUCCCACAUCAGACGAGUGCACCGAACUGAUUCUUCUUUAUGCCUUGUGUCUGUGAAAGACUUGGUAGAGAAAUGCAUUGUGUUGAAAAUAGGUGAGGAAACAUACAUAUGUGAUUUUCCCAAUGCAUAUGAGAGGGACUGAUUUGUUUUCCCUUAAAGCCAGACUCUGCACCCAAAAUGAGUCAUUUGUCAAUGUACACUUUAUUUAUCUAGAUUUUGGAACCUCAUCAUCCCUCAAAUAUGGAAAAUAUGUCAUCCAUAUUUGAGAUAUCUUAAGACUUCAAGUGAUCUUAAUGUGUAUUUUCAGAAAGUUAUUUCAGUUGUGUUUAACAAAUAAAAUGUGAAGCUAUUUUUCAUAAAAUAUCUGUUGUUUUUUUCAAACUGUUUUGUGAAUGAACUCACCUUUCCAUUCAAAAAAAUUGAACCGGACUAAAACCAUAUUGGUGGUCUCUUGAUAAAACACACAUUUUUGGCUAAACUAAAGUAAAUGCAAUUGAUUGAAAACUCCCUAACUUAGUUUUAUUACACAAUUAUUUUAAUUUUGAUGUUUGAUGGGUUAUAUGCAGGUUCAUGCUGGUGAACCUGCCUAUAACCAGCAUGAAACCAUGGUGGUUACAUGCUGGUUAUUAUAGUGUUGCUGAUCCAUGCUGGUUUAAGAUGGUUUAUGCUGGUUAUUAUAGUUUGCUGGUUUAAGAUGGUUCAUGCUGGUUACUGUGAGGUUUUUGCUGGUCGAUGCUGGUUUAUGUUCGUUAUUGUGAGGCUUUUGCUGGUCUAUGCUGGUUUGAUGCUGGUUUAAGAUGGUUCAUGUUGGUUAUUGUGAGGCUUUUGCUGGUCUAUGCAGGUUUGAUGCUGGUUUAAGAUGGUUCAUGUUGGUUAUUGUGAGGCUUUUGCUGGUCUAUGCAGGUUUGAUGCUGGUUUAAGAUGGUCUCUGCUGUUGCAUGCUGGUCCAUGCUGGGGACACCAGCAUGGUCACCAGCUAAACCAGCACUCACCAGCAUCAAACCAGCUUAUACCAGCAAAAACCAGCAUAGACCAGCAUAAUUUCCAUGCUGGUCCAUGCUGGUUUUUUCAGC